Rotaria socialis is the source of this 642-nucleotide messenger RNA. Lineage: Eukaryota; Metazoa; Rotifera; Eurotatoria; Philodinida; Philodinidae. The record is from the annotation of a GenBank genome assembly.
AUGAAGUUUUCUAGAGUAGGCAUCAGCGAAUGUUCUUCUCUUCAAUGUUCUUAUUCAACUCAAUGUACAACAAAAAACGAAACUUGUUGUGCCUACAUUCUUAAACAUUUUUUGGUAUUUCUGGAUGGAUUUUUCCGAAGUCAUAAUCUAACAUACGUAGUUAUCUAUGGCAGCCUACUUGGAGCUGUACGUGAUCAUACUAUUAUUCCAUGGACACAUGAUAUUGAUGUAGGUUACUUUAACAGUACAUAUCUCCACUCAAAUGAAAUUCGUAAUGAACUGUAUGAAAAUGGCUAUCAUUUGUUCGAGGCUAUUGGCAUGUCUCGUAUAUGUGUGCGCAAGAACAAUUCAAUAACAAAUUGGCUCACUACACAAAUUGUUCAUCGUAAAUCACCAACAGUAAUGGGGGACUUAUCUGCCUACAUUGACUUAUAUACAGCCGCCAAAAACGCAACAAAUCCAAUAUCGAAUAUUUCUAUAUACACCAUUCAAACCAACGAUAAUUUUUUGACACCGAUUUCUUUUGAGAAAAUGGUGGAAAUAGAUGGGCAAACAUUUCCAACUGUAGAUAAUGUUCACGAACAUCUCGUUUAUAACUAUGGUAAUCGAUAUAUGACCGAAAUAAGUGAUCGAACGAUGUGA